Vespa mandarinia (Asian giant hornet) is the source of this 1484-nucleotide messenger RNA. RefSeq names its product beta-keto L-gulonate decarboxylase. NCBI's taxonomy places the organism in Eukaryota, Metazoa, Arthropoda, Insecta, Hymenoptera, Vespidae. Gene Ontology annotation, cellular component: nucleus. Gene Ontology annotation, molecular function: zinc ion binding; hydrolase activity, acting on ester bonds. The record is from RefSeq and is a predicted model, not a curated record.
CUUCAGUGAGGUCAUAUAAUAGGAGCAUGUGAUUAGAUAGCGUUUGCAGUUAUCAUCUUCUUAUAGUUAUAACGUAUUUUCUCUUUACCAAAAGUAAAUUAUUAUUUUAUAAACUAUUAUAUCUUGUAAUUAAUUUAAUAUAUUAAAAUAAUUUAGAAACUUGAAUCCAGUACAUUUAAUUAUAACUUAUAUUGUAUAAUUUAUUUUUCGAGAAAAAUAUACAUUUCAACAAUAUGGCAACGUUAGAUGUAAAAAAAUUGAAAAUUACAGAAAGACCAUUAUAUGUACCAAGUCUUCAUGAAAUAAAAAAUGUUUUAGAAGAAGGAUUAUCUACAAAUUUUGCAGAAGUCAAAGUAGAAGUUGUAGAUUGUCCAGAUUUAACACAGAAACCAUUUUUACUUUCUGCUUCAGGAUUAAGUGGCAACCCUACGAUUCUUGAAUUCGGAGGUCCAUCUUAUCUAUUGCCUCUUGUUCAAAGGGAUAAGAUAUAUGACAUUCGUCAGCUUCUCGAACACUUAAACUAUUCUGAUAAGGCUUUUGUUAUUGGUGCAGGUGCUGGACCAUGGCCAUAUUUAAAUUGCAAUUGUGAAUUAAUGAUGAAUUUAGUAAUUUCAUCAUCUGAAAUAAAGAAUGAAACACGUAUUGCUUCAGUUGAUAAGUCGAGUGAAAAAUGUACACUUGAAAUAUUAAAUGGCAAUGAAACACGACUUGCAUUGUUAGCAAAUCUUUUUUUAAGUCAAGGUGAAACAGGAUCCGUUUUAAAAGUGCAUGUUAAAAAGCGCAUUGGAGAGGAUGAUUUUGUAGCUUCUAUGCAAAAAGCACUUGCACACCAUUAUGAAAAUAAACUUGUUGGCAUUGGUGGAACAUUUUUAAUUAACAAAGGAAAAGUAAAACAGCAUGUAAUGCAAGAUUUUUCUACUAAAUCAUUAAAUAAUGUACAGCAACUAAAUGAUUGGUUACGUUUUUAUAAUAUGUCAACUCCUCUUGUUGCUGUUGGAACAUUUGUGAGUUCAGAAACAGAUUUAGAUCUGAGAGUUCAACAUUUUCACAGUUUCUCACACCAUGGUGAAGGAGGACAUUAUCAUAUUGAUACUACUCCUGAGACUAUAGAAUAUUUGGGAUAUUUUAAUUUAGGAAACAAUUUAUACCGUAUCGAUCAACCAGACAAAAGUUUAAAAUUUGGAAAGGACUAACUUAUUAUAUGCAUAUAAACUAUUGGUUUGCUCAAUAAGAGUAAUAUCAAAAUAUUUAAUAUAAAAUACUACUGCUUUUUAUUUAUAUAUAAAAUACGAAAAUACGGAAAAUUUUGAUAUUACUUAUUAGUUAAUCCAACAUUUACAUAGUUUUAUUAUCACACAUACAUACAUACUCACACAUACGUACAGAGAGAGAGAGAGACCCAGCAUGUAUAUAUGUAUGUGUGUUUGUGUGAGGACAUGCACAGGUGAUAUAACUAUACUUAUUGACAAUAAUAUAUUUUAUAA